Papaver somniferum (opium poppy) is the source of this 735-nucleotide messenger RNA. Its product is annotated as RING-H2 finger protein ATL11-like. The coding region runs from base 1 to 735 and encodes 244 amino acids. The transcript has a single exon. Lineage: Eukaryota; Viridiplantae; Streptophyta; Magnoliopsida; Ranunculales; Papaveraceae. The record is from RefSeq and is a predicted model, not a curated record.
AUGGAGAAGAGUGCCAUGGUGAUCAAGAAGAAUAUCAACAACCUUGGGGUUAACAUACAAAGGUUCGGUUCCAUCUACUUAGUACUACUACUAUUAGUACUGUUACUACCAUAUACGUCCGCAGAUGGCGGUAGUAAUGGAUUUUUUGCAUUGACUAGCCUAGGCAAAGAGGGAGGAAUUUGUCUCGGUUUGGGUGUCAUUGCGAUACUCAUAGUUUUUAUAGGUGGUGGGUUGUGGGUCGUAUGUCAUAGGGAAACACAUGUUGCUGUCACUCAGCAUAGACCACAUAUUCCUCAAUAUAACAAUGUUACCGGAGGUGGAGGAAGUGCAGAAACUCAAAAAAGAGGUCUUGAUGUAAAGGUGAUCGAAGCGUUCCGGGUGUUUAAACACCCUGAUGUUAAGAAUACAGAAAACGUACUGGAAUGUGCUGUUUGUUUAAGUACAUUUGAAGACGGAGAUAUGUUGAGAUUAUUACCAUGUAACCAUGUUUUUCAUACUGGAUGUGUUGAUCGUUGGAUAGUUUCUGAGUCUAGUACUUGUCCUGUUUGUCGUCGUGAUCUUGAAGAUAAUGUUCCCGAAACCACUAUUAAUGCCGGGGAUGUUGUAAUUGAUGUAUUGGAAGCUGGCCAAGACCAUACUGAGAUGGCGAUGGAGAUGAUUUCUGAAACACAGGACGAGCUGACCAAUGUUGCAACGGCAUCACCAGUUUUUGCAACGAGUUCUUGUCAAGGAUAA